Messenger RNA from Perkinsus marinus ATCC 50983, 1265 nucleotides. RefSeq lists its product as hypothetical. Lineage: Eukaryota; Perkinsozoa; Perkinsida; Perkinsidae. The transcript has a single exon. The record is from RefSeq and is a predicted model, not a curated record. Gene Ontology annotation, cellular component: membrane. The coding region runs from base 301 to 1059 and encodes 252 amino acids.
CGGGUCAGCUUGGUGCGCUUCCGGUCUGGCAGUGGAUGUCAUGCUGUGAUCGAUAUCGGUCACAUACUAAUAUCAUCUGUAGAUAUUUCAUCACUGUCACACGUGGCACAACUGAAUUCGUAUUCAGUAUUUCGUUUAUAACAAGUGAGUUGAUUUAUCUGUCGCUGAAAUCGGUUUGGAAAAGAAUGAAAUGGACAAGUGUGACCAGAGAUUGGAACGGCAGUAUAUGAACUUGAAGUGGUGAUUCUUAGAAAAGGUCGGGAAAAGGUGUAGAACCCCUCAGCUCAUAAUUUCAUUCCUAUGCCUAUCGACUCCCAUGUUGUGGAUCCUGCUGGAUUCCAUCCCGCUCCAACCUGGUCCAUAGGCCUUUCUUUAUGUUCUACUGUAUUCUUCGCAACAGUAUGUUCAAUGGCACGCCGGUACACGCCAGAUCUCUGGUCAGCGACAGUCGUGAUGUCACUGACGCAUGCACUGGGCUGCAUAUUCUGGGGCGGUUCGAUCCUGAUGCGUGAUGAGCCCACAGUCAGUGGGCCUUCCUCCCCAGAGGAAGCAACUCUGCUAGCCGUCUCUCUUGGUUACUUCGUGGUUGACAUCAUUCUCUGUGUCUCUGUCUCUAAGGACUGGGAGUCUACCCUACAUCACGCUUUCUGCGUCGUUGGAGAGAUUGGAGUCUUAUACACUGGUCUGUCCGGUUACAUCAUCAUCGCCUUCUUGUUCAUCGCCGAGCUUUCGUCGCCAUUCCUUUACUCUUUCGAGACUGGGUUCGUUCCCGCUGGGGGCAUAGGCGCGCUAGUCUCUCAGGCGUUGUUCGCGGUCUUGUUCAUUGGUGGGCGUCUUGGUGCCGGAACUCUUAUGUCUUAUCAUCUGCUGUUAAAUGGAGAGGUCCCGUUUCUAGCCAAAACUUCAUGUGUCGGGCUGAUGUCCAUUUCAGUAUUCUGGGCAAUACGCAUCAUGAGGAUUGCAUUCGACACACUCACUGAGCUGGUGUCGACUCAGAAGGCGACUGGGGAAGGAGCCGAGGCUUCCGACUCGAUCGUUGCUGGAUCUACCGGCUGCUGAAUGGAGUGACCAUCGCACAUUGUUCUUUUCUUAUAAUAUUACUUGUUCGCUGGGCAAGAGGCUCGCCAAUUUCGCCGGAUCUACCGGUUGCUGAAUUGUUGAGCGUCGUCACACAGUGUUUGUUUCUUAUAAUAUUAAAUGCUCGCUGGAGAGAAGGUUUGCCAGUUCUUAUGAUGGACACACUAAAUCUUAUUUUAGACUAGUCG